CAACCAGGCUAUCAGAAGCUUCCCCCGCCCAAGGUGGCCAAGGGUAGAAAACGUGCAUCAACCCCUAUAUCCCCACCAAUAUCUGGAAUGUCCCAAACCCCUACGGCGCCAUCCUCCAAGAUGACAUCAGCUUCAAGAUCCAACCAAGCUAUAACAACUUCUUCAAAUCCUUCAGCCAAGAAACAGAAAUUGACCCAUCCGAGCUCUUCAAGAGCUCCAAAAAAAACUCCCAAAUGCAAGGAGAACAAGAACAAGGACGAUGGUAAGCCUCUUCAGAACAUACCACUUACAGUCAACCCGGAAACCAGGAGCGAUGCCGCGGUCACUACAGCGCCGCUAUACAGCUGUCCCCACAGUCGAUACCCUUCCUUGCACACCUUACACGCCUCGAGUCUGGGCUAAUUCUCGCGCAGAAAUUGCUUCGAUAUUCCCUGAACUCACGAAGUCUCUUACGGGUAUCUCAUGGCGGCAGUUUGAAAUGCCCGCAUUGUUCCUAGAACAUCCCCACCCCGAGCAUUCCUGGAGAGACAAAAACACUCUGGAAGUCGUUUUGGAAUGGAAUUAUCGAUACGGACCCGAAGUACUUGUACGUAGUGAUUCGCAUGUCAUAACACACGACAAGAACCCCUCCGAUAACAGUGAUCUGGCAGCACAGGUGGAAGAAGGCGAGUCUGUCAAGGAUGCAGGGCCCUUCUUCACUCCUAUCAAAAGCGACCAUCUCCAGUUCAAUUUCUCAUCGUUCACCGCACCUCUGGCUGUAGGAUCCGAAGUGUUGCCAUCCGAUACCAUCGCUAUGUCACAGUCACUCACGUUAGCUCCAGUGCCAGUGCUAGAUUCACUAUCGCCAACGGUCUUGUCUCCACCUCUGGUUCCAGAACCCGAUACACCGAUAGUGUCUUCUUCGGCUCCUCAAAUCCAACCCCGAAUACCUGAACAAAGGCCAUCUGAGAUUGAAACCUUAGAUCAGUGUCGCAUGGACCAAACUCCCCUACUUGUUUUCGUAUCUCGAGAAAGCGGGCUCUUACCACUGCAACUGGCUCCCGAGUACGCAUGCUGUUGCUUGGGUUUAUUUGUUAUAUCUGAUUUGAACGUGGAUAUAAACAACACAGUCGUAGCUAUUUCCAAGGCUCAACAGUGCGAACGCGUACGAUGGCGCCUUACCUUGGAAUGGGCACCGGGAGGUGAAGAAGGGUUGUUGGAAAAUAUCAAUGAGAAGUCGCACCCAUGGUGGAUUGAUCCUGUCGAAAAGGAGGCUGGCUCAGUGAAAACAUCCAGAGACAUGAACACCCUCUAUUUCAGCUUUCUGCCUUUGGACCUCCUGGCGAGCUUCAAACCCAGCGAGUGUUUUCCAAGAGGCUGGUACUGCAGAGACUGCGGGAUGCUUAAUGCGCAGAGGUGUUUUCGACACCAGAUCUGCCAGAGUUCCAUGUGCAAACGUAAACUGGAGCGGGGAAAAGCAACGACCAAUGCUGAUGCCCUGAUUUGCCACAUUGAUCCGCUACAAGCACUUCGAGGACCACACCAUCGUUUGCCCAUACGGGAUCCUCUCGAUUGUGCACCUUCGUCAGUUGGCAAAAUUGAUUCCUCGUGGGACGACACGAUGCGGAAUUUGACGUAUCAAGUCAACAAUGGUGUGAGAGUACAACAUGUCUUCACCGGUAACCAAGAGAUAUUGCAACAGGAUGCAACAAAACUACUCCUCGACAUACAGAAAGAUGUUAUCCUUUCCCGCAGUGACCUACAUAGUAUGUAUCCUUGUUGCUUGGCAUCUAAAACGUGCGAAAUUUUGGUCUCAGGCCCUUAUUUUACCUGGUCUACGAAACUUGAUCACGGAAAUAUCUGCUCCGGGGAUCCAGCCGGACAACCUGAAAUACCUAGACUUGUCUUCGACAUCCAGGAUAUCUUGCUUCACUAUAUGCAAGCGUAUGGCGAAGUCAACGAUGCCAACAUUAACCAUAUCAUGAUUCAGGCAUGGGUCACUCCAGGCUCGAAACGGGGUGCCGUUUUUAACGCGAAGAGCCACGUUGUCACCAUCAUUUGUCUAGGUGCCGAAGUCGUCAUGAAUCUAGUACCCAAACGUGGUUUUACGGAGAUCCCCAUUGAAAGUGCGAAGGACUGCAUGGAGAUUGAUAGCGAGCGGAUAUUAAGUGCGUCACAGCUGGCGGAUGAUGGUUGUUCAGAAACUCUUGCGUCGGCAGCAGUAAUUGUGCCAGACGACUGCCGCCAAACUGGUGGUGACCCUGACGUCACGAAUCAACCUGACCCAGCGAGCCUUGCUUUGGGGGAGGCAUCUGGACCGUCAGGUAAUGUAGGUGAUGCCAAGGCAGCCGGAAAGGGGAAGGGUACUACUGGUGGCAAAAAGAGCAAGCCAGCGCCCUUGGAACUUUCCAUGACCCUAGUUCAUGGUGAUGCGAUCAUUCUCGAGGGAGAUGACUUUGAGUACCAAAUCAAGCGCAGCGGAACUACGAUUCUUCUCAUUGGGUCUCAUGAGUGAUCGGCACGGAUCGUCUCUUGUUCUCGGGUCGUUUAUUAUGAGGGAGGGAGUCCUCCGUCGUGCAUCGUAGUUAGAGCGCUAGAGCAAAUCCGAAAGCAGCAAUCAAAUCUCCCAAACACUUGGACUGGCUGGCGCCUGCUGAGCAUAAUUCUUCA
Suillus discolor is the source of this 2649-nucleotide messenger RNA. RefSeq lists its product as uncharacterized. The record is from RefSeq and is a predicted model, not a curated record. The transcript has 13 exons. NCBI's taxonomy places the organism in Eukaryota, Fungi, Basidiomycota, Agaricomycetes, Boletales, Suillaceae. Bases 260 to 2494 code for a protein of 744 amino acids.